Exophiala viscosa is the source of this 1299-nucleotide messenger RNA. RefSeq lists its product as uncharacterized. Gene Ontology annotation, biological process: N-acetylglucosamine metabolic process. The coding region runs from base 270 to 1004 and encodes 244 amino acids. Gene Ontology annotation, cellular component: cytoplasm. The record is from RefSeq and is a predicted model, not a curated record. Lineage: Eukaryota; Fungi; Ascomycota; Eurotiomycetes; Chaetothyriales; Herpotrichiellaceae. The transcript is spliced from 2 exons.
UAUCUUCUGUGUAAAGUCCGCAGUCUGUUUUCUGUCCAUUUUCUAGCUGGGUUGUAGGUGGGUCGGCCGCUUGUGCCACGUGGCUGUACCUGUUGAUUUUCAAGGGGUGACCUACAGAUGGGCAUAGCCCCUAUUGCACUGUCUUUGCCCGGGCGGUCUUUACGGAUGUAUCGUUGUUGUCCAUUUUCUUGACUAUAUGGAGUACUCUCUUCAUAUUAUCUGAGAGGCUCUCGACGGACGUGGUGGGUGCGUCGCUGAUAUCGAGUCUAAUGGCAUAUUCUGUCUCGUCGACCACCGAAUCCGAAGGACGAGAAGCACAAGAUAUAUCUGGCCGGUACUGGAAUGCCAAUAUACCCAAGGAGCAGUUGACUGAGGAGUGGCCCGAGUAUUUGAGCAGCAUCAGUGAGAAGAACAAGGGUAUCUUAUGCCAGAAGGACAACGACUUCAACAGACUCAGCUGGGCGGAAGUACAACACCUCGUCAAUACCAAUCACAUUGAACGCUUUCAACGUACUUCAAGCCAGUUGCGAGCAUACCUGGAGUAUAUAUACUACCUGCACAAGAAGUACGGCUCGGUCUUGUCGUACGUACAACACGAGCGGCUUCAUUGGGAAGAUAUAACGCCUUCUGGCGACCGACCGUUUAUCAGUCCAACAGACUACAAAAUCCUGUAUAACGACUGGCCGUAUUAUGUUGACGAGGAUAUCAAGCAUCUCGUGGUAUGGACGAAAUUUACUAUCGAGGAUGACGAGAACACAGGAAAGAUCUCGCCAGGAGCGGCAACCCAAGUUGAGGACUUCAUAACAAGGACAUUCUGCUCCAGUGACGGUCUUCAGGUGGAAAGAGACCAGAUUGUGUGGUUCAAGAACUGGAGAAGUCUGAAGAGUGUCCAUGCAUUAGAGCAUUUUCACGUCAUGCUUUAUAAGGCGCCAGCAGACCUACUGCAUUCUGUUACAGGCGGAGAUCGGCCCAGGGCGGAAACGUGGACUUCAGGAGAUGGAUAGAGACUGAAAGGGGGUGCAAGGCCACCAAUUGUGGUAAACAAAGACGCUGCAUCAAAACGAUAGAUCACAGGAUGCCUCAUGCCCUGGAAGAUCUUGGGAAACAGGUUUCCUAGUAGACAAUCUGGAACCUUGAAGAUUCGGGAGCCUGGAAAAGCGAGACCCCGAGGACACGUGGAUGGAUCAGGCAUAAUUCUUUGGGGCUGUUGAGUGCCUGUGAAGUGUUUUUUUAUCCACGGAAUGACGCAUGUCCCUCCUGACUUUCAGGUGUACUAGUAAUAAUUGUGGCUUGUGCCUG